GUGUUAUUACGUCUGGAUCCUUCCAGACACUUCCACAUUCUCUAUGACCACACAGAAGUGCUCUGGUUUAAUCCUAUUACACAUCAAGCACAAAGGGAGAUAAGAGGUUUAUGCUGGGGUUCCUCACAGACUGAGUCUCUCUCUCCCUUGAGACACCAGCAGACCUUCUCAUUCGGUCAUUUUGACACUGGUGCUGACACUGGUUCUUAUAUCUGCCACAGCAUCUGUUGUGGUGUGUUGAAAAUAAAGACAUAUUGAUAAUAAGAUUGCCUGUGAGGACUGAGGAGACACUGAUGAUGAAUGAAGAUCAGGUGAACGAUAUAAUCCAGAGAUGGAGAGAUACCCCAGAAGAAGAGCUGAAGCCAGAGGACUACCAGCAGUUCAAGAACAUAGGAUCUGCAUGUCUCAAUGGGGGUGACAGUGCACGACUACUGAAAUUUCUUCAGGAUAAGAAAAACCAGGGAAUUGUGAAGUCUAUGGGUUGUGUCCUUGUGGCACCUCUUGUAAAUGAAGUAGUAAAAAAAGAGAGGAGUCUUGAUCACUGCCAGGCUGCCAUCACUCAUCUGACCAGGACUUGUAGGCCAGAAGAUCUUCUGCAUAGUUCGCUUGAACUAAUUGAAGGCAUUCAUCCGGGUGCCAUUUCUGAGACCAUCAUAGCCCUUGUUCCACAUCUUCAAACAGCGCUGCUUCGACUGGAGGACAGGAGAGCAGCUUGUCUGGGUUUGGUUCUGUCUGCUCUGCAGAAGCAGGUUUCCCAGCUGCCUGUGCCUUACACCAAACAGCAAGAGGAGGCUGAUGAGUACGGUCUGUGUCGCUGCUGCAUCGCCUUGGCCAAAUUUACAAAGUCUUUCAUAGUGGAAGUGAAGAGGAAAGAUGGAAACUACACAGCCACUGCUGAAGAUGAGGAGCUAAGGACUGAACUUCUCAAGUUCUGCAUGAGGAGCUUGAGAGAGCCUUUGCUAGAGGCUGAACUAAACCGAAACAGGAAAUCAUCACUUUGGCUCUUUGCAACAGAGAUUAUGGUCAUUCUACCUGCUAUCCAAGAGUCCCUCUCAGAGCUCCUGUUCUUCAACUCUCUGAAGAAAAGCACCCUGAUGGACAACAGUCAGUCGAAGGAAUCAAGAGCAUGUCUGGCUUAUCUGCUGUUUGUCCAGCUCAUCACUAUGGACAGCUUUCCAGCAGUGUUCAGCCCUGUAUUUGUCCUCCAGUGCAACAUGGAAUACAUCAAUCAGCUUCUUAGUAGUAAAAAGGAAUCCCACUUGCUUAAAGGACUGGCACUAUAUUCAACAAGUUUGGAAAGAGUGCAGGACAACAGCCUUCCAGUGAGUCUACUGGAACUGAAGAGCUUUUAUAGUGUACCACAGAACCUGGUGAAAGUACUCACUGACUGCCCAAUGCAACAUCUGAGGGAAUCAGGACUACAGGUUUUCCAGCUCUUUAUCAAUAAAUUAGAUGCUGAGGCAAAGCACAAGUUUUUCAGGUGCAUAUUAAAAACAAGCAACCAUGCAGGAGUAGAAAGUUAUAUAGUAAAGAACAUCAGGAAUCAAGUGGCAUUUUCCAUGAAGCCUGGUAAUGCCAAUAAAUGGUUCCUGGGAGAGGAGUUUGUCUCAUUGUUGGAACUGGUGCUGUGUUUGCCUCAAGGUGCCGAGACAGAUCUGCUCAACAGUAUGGACAGGAUAAUGGAGAGUCUGAAUCUUCUACGCUAUCUCCUUAUCAGAGACAAAGGACUGUGGAGCAGUACUGAUGUGUGGGAGGAGCUGGGCAGGAUCCAAGAUGAAUACCUAAAAAUGCUGCGUGUGUGUAUCAGCAUAUCAAGAGCAUAUUAUUCUGCUGAACUGAAGGCAUUGAGGGAGGAUCAAAAGCUAAAAGCAAAAGAAGCCAGAGAUGCUGCUAGAUCCACCAGAUUAGUCAAAAGCAUAACAGUGAAACACAAGCAAGUGUCCAAUAUGUCCCCAGACGUCCAGAACCAGGUUUUGCAGAGUGCUUUGGUGACAUUUGACCUAAUGGAGAGUCUUAUAGUCCGCAUCGAAGAGAUCACAGAGGAAAAGCUGAAGAUCUCAAACUAAGCAGAGACCGCUUGUGCUCAAGUGACACUUCAGACCAUUUCUUUUC
This is a messenger RNA of Lates calcarifer (barramundi perch), 2112 nucleotides long. RefSeq names its product glomulin. The transcript is spliced from 18 exons. Gene Ontology annotation, molecular function: ubiquitin-protein transferase inhibitor activity. Gene Ontology annotation, cellular component: cytoplasm. The record is from RefSeq and is a predicted model, not a curated record. NCBI's taxonomy places the organism in Eukaryota, Metazoa, Chordata, Actinopteri, Centropomidae. The coding region runs from base 294 to 2066 and encodes 590 amino acids.